Seriola dumerili (greater amberjack) is the source of this 3863-nucleotide messenger RNA. It is a transcript of the gene zhx2, whose product is annotated as zinc fingers and homeoboxes 2. Gene Ontology annotation, molecular function: DNA-binding transcription factor activity, RNA polymerase II-specific; DNA binding. The transcript has 13 exons. Gene Ontology annotation, biological process: regulation of transcription by RNA polymerase II. The coding region runs from base 792 to 3497 and encodes 901 amino acids. The record is from RefSeq and is a predicted model, not a curated record. NCBI's taxonomy places the organism in Eukaryota, Metazoa, Chordata, Actinopteri, Carangiformes, Carangidae. Gene Ontology annotation, cellular component: nucleus.
UCAGCACAGGAGAAACUUGACGGCUACAAGACGCAGUCCAUUCAUUUUUACAGCAGCAGGCAUGCUUCAUGCAGCUACCAGCACUCCUCCUGCUGCCUGCUCACUGAGUUUCACUUUCCUCAGCCCGCUGCUCAACUUUUCACUGGUUUAACACUAUGGACCCGCUAUGGACGGACACCGGCGCCCCGGUACGGCAUGCAAAUACGUACUCUGACGUCGGCGAUCAUGUGGCUUUUGGCGUAGAUCCUCCUUGUGAUCGCCAAUUUUUUCUUUCCUGUCGCCUGUUGUCUGCUCGGUUAUUGGGCCGCCGUGAGUGUGUUUAAAACAGAUUGGGCUCGUUUCGUCGGUUCGCAGUGGCUUCGGGGAUUGUACCGCACUACCUGAGCAUCGCGCCAAAACGGUGGGCAGGUAGCAUCCUGUCAUGCAGUUCCAGGAGGUCGAUGAGCACUGGAGCUGACACUGUCAGCGAGCCCAGCAUACACUACACUUCAAUAGCCCCACUUCUACCAGACCUUCACCUUCCACUGCCCUCCUCUCUCUCCAGCCACUAAUCUCACCCCAGGGGAAGCCUUUUCUUAAGACUUCUUGGCUGCUGAGUCCCAUCCCACUGUCCUGUGCUUGCUGCCUGUAUCUCUAGUGCAAGCCAGUCCUCCUGGCUAUACCUCUGCACCUUAGACUGUGUUUUCACAGGGGUGCUGCAUCCUGCAUCCUGGGCACCUUGGCCAUAGUCUCCUUUACAACAUCCCUGGCCAAGCACAAGCACCAGGACAAACCCAGGAUCUACCAUCAUCAUGUCCAGUCGACGGAAGGCUUCCACUCCCUGUAUGAUCCGACCAGAGCAGACCAUGGUGGAGCUGGAUGAUGAGUCAGAGGAAUCGCACAACAUGGAGACAAAAACAGAGAACCAUACUGAGGAGGGGCCUAUGGAGGCAGAUCUCUCAACAGGAGCAGAGCCAUCCAUGGACCUGGAUCUAAUGGGAAAGGCCUCAGACCCCCCAGCAGCUCCAGACAAACCUGCGACGGAGCCACCAGACCUUUCUAAGCCUCAACGUAGGCAGCAGGGGGGCUACGAGUGCAAAUACUGCCCCUUCUCCACACAGAACCUCAACACUUUCAAAGAACAUGUAGAUGCCAACCACCCUAACGUCAUCCUAAACCCCCUGUAUCUGUGUGCUGUCUGCAACUUCAACACAAAGAAGUUUGACACCCUGACAGAACACAAUGAGAGGUGUCACCCAGGGGAGAGCAACUUCAAAUUCAAACGUAUAAAAAUGAACAAUCAGACAAUCUUAGAACAGACAAUAGAGGGGUGCAGUAACAAUGCAGUCAUUUACAACACUUCCAGUGCCAUUUCAGGCAAAGGGGACGAACUAGGCAUUCUGCCACUCAGCAAACCCACCACAGUCAAGAUCGGUAAACCAAAAAUAAUAUCAGAUAAUAAACGGACAGAGUCUCAGUUGGGGAAACUGACCCCUGAUCUGGCCAAGAAACCAAUCACAGCGGUCAAUGUCAACGGGACAGUCAUCAUCCCUGAGUCAACGCUCCUCAAAGCAGACGGCCUUUCUCACAUUAUGCCUUCCCUACAGCGGCCUCUAAACUAUACCCAGGUGCCGAAGAUCGCAGUGCCCCUCAACACAACCAAAUACAACCCUUCACUGGAUGACAACCUGACACUCAUCUCCUCCUUCAACAAGUUCCCCUACCCAACACAGGCUGAGCUCUCCUGGCUCACUGCAGCCUCAAAACAUCCAGAGGAGCAAAUCAAAGUCUGGUUCACCACACAGAGGCUCAAACAGGGCAUUAGCUGGUCACCUGAGGAGGUGGAAGAAGCCAGGAAGAAAAUGUUCAACGGUACAAUCUCCUCUGUGCCUCAAACCUUCACUGUGGUAGCUCCUCAGCUCAACUCUCAGUCAUCCACCAACCAGUCUGCUGCAGGCUCCAAACCCAUGCAGCAAGCAGCCUCAGUCCUGCAGUCCCUCCCCUGUCAGCUCCUGGGACCGAGCAGCCUGGUGCUGACUCCUGUAGCCAACGGCUCCACUGUCACUUGCGCACCACUGGCACUCACAGUGGCUAACCAGGUGGCGCAGUCACUUAAACGACCCUUGGCCUCCCCUGUGAUAGCCACAGACAGUAAACGACCCUCCAUCAUUCAAACCAUCUCGGCGCCCAUGGCCACAUCAAAGCCGGCGUCACCCAAAGUGCUGAGUUUCACAGUUGACCCCAAUAAAACAGCCGAGCAGCUAACAGUAUUGAGGUCCAGCUACACACAGUGUCCUUUUCCUGAGGAAGAUGAGAUCUACAGGCUGAUAGAGACCACCGGGCUGUCCAGAGGAGAGAUAAAGAAGUGGUUCAGUGAACAGAGGCUCCUUAAUCUCAAAGGGGUUCCUCCACCACCAGUGCUAGUGAAAGCAGAGGUGAUGCCAGCACCUAAAGAUGGUCCUGUAAAGAAAGCAGUCCCCAGUCAUUUUCCUCUGCUGGAGAGGGUGAAGGGAAAGACAUCUGAGCAGCUGAAGGCACUGGAGGAGAGUUUCCAGAGAAGCAGCUCUCCAACUGAGGCCGAGCUAGACCAGCUGGCCCAGGAGACCAGGCUGUCCAAGACGGAGGUGGACUGCUGGUUUUCAGAGCGCAGGGCACUGAGGGACAACAUGGAGAAGACUUUGCUCUCCAUGGCCUCAAAAAACACGGAGGACAGACCAGACCGGCCCGGGGCGUUGCUGAACGGGGCUUCUCAUCGAGAGCAGGACGGGAAACCUCUCCGCUCCUCCCCUCACCCACCUGUCCUCUCCUCUUCCUCCUCCUCGUCCCCUCCUGUGCUCGCAGCCUCCUCCCCUCACCCACCGACCCUCUCCUCCUCUGCAUCUCCUCCCAUCCUCUCUUCAUCCUCCUCCUCUUCUCCCCAUCCUCCCAUCCUGUCGGCCUCCACAAGCCCAGUCCCCAUCACCAGCCGCUCCCUCACCCUGCUCAGAGAGAUGUUCUGUCGGACCCAGUGGCCAUCUCCUGAGGAGUACAGCCAGCUGGAGGUCCAAACAAGCCUGGGACGCACCGACAUUGUCCGCUGGUUCAAGGACCACCGCUCAGCACUGAAGAACGGUGAAACUCUGGACUGGAUGGAAGGUUUCCAAAACCAGAACGUCGUUGAGCAGCAGAAAGCGGGCCAUGAACAGAACAGCCAGAGUUCUGAGAAGAAACAGAGCGUUUCUUUGGAAGUCAAGGCUGUAAAAGUGGAGGAGGCAGGUGAGAAGACGGCAGCUACGGAGCACUCCAAGCUGUCAGAACAAGACAAAGUCCAGUGGUUGACUGACAGACUAGCACACAGUGUGACGGACCUGAGCCGGACCAGACCAGACCAGACUAGCUCUAGCGCUCCUGACAAAGGGAGGUGGGUAAAGGUCAGUGUGGCAGUGGGGGAGGAGACUGAAGGAGAAGUGGAAAGACAGAGGCUUGCAACAGACUCUGAUGUUUUGACCUUGGAGCAACCAGGGAGGGUCACUGGUUGAUGGUUGAGCAAAUCAUUGACCUCUGAGUCAGACCACCAUCCGAUGACCCUGAAUGACUGAAAUGUGGAACCAGUGAUGUAAUUGUCUGCCUGUGAUGUCAUCACAAAGCGCCGGGGACUUUGGAGUGCCACUGUUAAAGCACUGAUGUGAGGUGCAGAUGCUGACAUUAAGAGGAGUGCCAAAGCUGGACUUGAUGCAUUGUUCUUACUACUACUACUAGAGUUUUUAAAAAAAAACACAAAAACAAAAAAACAAAACAGAAGCACCCUUGUAAAUAUUUUUCUGUAUUACAAAAAAAGUUUGUACAGUUUUACUGGGAGGGCAAGUUUUGUUACAUUUUUAAAAAAAAAAAAAAAAAAAAGUCUG